AUGGAGAGCCCCCUCGCCGUCCAGGAGCGCUUCCGCUCUAACGACCUGGAGCUUUUGGAGACUGGUCAGUUCAGCGAUGCUGAGGUCGGGGUUAACCAGCGAGUUUGGAAGGUCCACAAGGGCAUCUUGUGCCCGAGGUCGGGUUACUUUCGCAAAGCCUUCUCCAACCAGUCCACCACCGAGGAGACAGCUGAUUUCACGGCCUUCGGGUUCGGGAUCUACGAAGAUAAAGCAGAGCUGAUUCUAGAGUUCAUUUACGCAGGCAGCAUCAAGGACAUCUCCUCGCGCACCAUGGCAGACUGCGUGGAGCUCGCACUCCUGGGCCGUAAAUUCCAGGUCACCGGCAUGAUCCGCUACGCGGAGGACAACCUCUGGAAGAAGCUCAGCGCCCAUCUUCAAGAGGCCAUGACCCUAUCAGCCGAGGCCGAGACCGGGCUCGAGUUGGGCCUCGUGCCCAAAGCCAGCAUCGAUGGUAACGUCUUUCACGAAAACUUCACCGACGCUGUUGUGAUGGCAUACGGCACGUUCAAGCCCCAAAACAUCCCCCUAAACCCCUGCCAGCCCAUCCUCGCGGACUUCGUGUGGGCCGCGCGCGGCCGGCUCCUCGGCAAGCCCUUCAUCGAGGUACUUAAUAUGAACUACCCGCGCUUCGGCAGCCACGUCCUGACCACCCUGAACAAGGGCCCACAGACGCGCUUCCUCAAGUUCUCCGGGCGGCCCUCCAGCACCUUUUGCACCAAGUGCGCGCAGGACGAGGCCGACGGCUCGGGCGAGGCGAUCCAGGUCCUCGUCCCGGCGGGGCGGCGAUAG
Molecule: messenger RNA, 810 nt
Organism: Diaporthe batatas
Lineage: Eukaryota; Fungi; Ascomycota; Sordariomycetes; Diaporthales; Diaporthaceae
Exons: 2
Coding region: 1-810 (269 amino acids)
Molecular function (GO): protein binding
Source: RefSeq, a predicted model, not a curated record